AUUAAUUUCAACUGCUCUUUAAGGUAAAAAAGACAGAUACUAAAAAUUCGAAGACACAGCACAGGUUGCUUAAAUCGAAUAUGGACUUGCAGUCCAAAUAUUUUAAAUACGGCCCUGUUCAAUGUGUUUUCUUCACUUUGAAGCAACUCAGCUGUUGUCUUAAACGAAAAUAUUGACAUCGAAUGUCUUUCUGAAUGUAAACAAAAUUUGCCUUAUUUUACAUUUCGAAACUCGCAAUAGUACGAAAGAUGAGUUCAAGUCGUGGUUUGAAUAUGAGAGAGUGGGAGAGCACUGCAAAGGCCUCCGCCACCGCAAAAAUCAUAAACAUGUUUAAUAGGCCCGGUCAGUUAGAUAAAAUAGAUCAGAUUAAACAAAGGUUCACUCGAAAGAAAGGCUCUGUUGAGGCAUUAUUGAAAUCAGCCAUGCAGCAACAACUAGAUGGCGUGAGAACAGGGAUCAACCAAUUACAUUCGUGUUUAGAGCAAUCCAAGGAAAUCAACAGCGACAUUAAGAUUACUUUUAACUUAUUCAGUGAAGUAACACGUCUCUUUGAGUCUUUGAGUGAUGUGCGAGAUGAGAACAUGAGACACUCACAAUAUGUUACUGCCCGAGAAAAUCUGAAGCAUAUAUUCACUGUGCCUGAUAGUGUGGAGAAAACGAAACAAUGGAUUAAUGAGGGUAAGCUUUUACAUACCCAUCAGUGUUUGAGAGACCUGGAAAAUUCGAGAGAUGAUUUAUUAUUUGAACUUCAUAAAUUGCCUAAUCAAUCCCCACAUGAUAAAUCUCUACUGAAAGCCUAUUUCUCUGAAGUAGAAGUAUUAUCUACGUUACUAGAAAAGCAACUACUUUUUGUAUUGUCAAGAACACUAAAUACUGUAAGAAAAAAUCCUGCGGAAUUAGUAACGGUUUUGAGGAUCAUUAAAAGGGAGGAAAAGGCAGAUGAGAUGGCUUUGAAGCAGGAAAAACAAACAGGAUUUGUGCCCCCGGGCAGACCCAAAAGGUGGAAACAGAUGGCAUUUAAUAUUUUGGAAAGAUCAGUUGAAUCCAGAAUUGAGGGCACUCAGGUGGAAGAAAGACAAGACAAUAAACUUUGGUUGAUUAGAUAUUUGGAGUUAAUCCGACAAAUGAUUUCAGAAGACUUGCGCGUAGUUAAAACCCUCUGUCAGCCUUGUUUUCCCCCAGAAUAUAAAAUAGUGGAAAGAUAUGUCACGAUGUACCACAAAUCUUUAUCUGUUCAUCUUCAGGAGAUCAUCCAAAAUGGACUGGAAGGAAACGAAUAUGUUACCAUGCUGUCUAUGGUUUUCAAAACUUAUCAUUCGGAAGAAAUGCUGAGCCAUCCUGAUUUGGUCGAAUUCACUAAAAAUUUGGGACCUUUAUUACCGCCUGCCUUAUUGGAAAGGUUAAUUGCGUGUUACUUAAAAGACAUCGAAGGUAACUACAUCGAAUGGAUGCAGAAUGCUUUAAAAUCUGAAAGGGAAGAAUGGAGGUCGUCAGUAGCACCAGACUCGGAUUGCUAUACAAGAACAGCUGCGCCUAUAAUAAUUUUCCAGAUGAUAAAUCAGAAUCUUGAUGUGGCAAAAACCAUUAGUGAAGAAAUUACAUUGAAAAUGUUGAUUCUCAGUGUAGAACAGGUCAUAAAAUUCCGAGAUUCGUUCCGAGAUGCAAUUAUAGAAUUUAAAAAUAAGUAUUUUGAGGACCGCAAACAAGUUCUGUAUUUCACGCAGUAUAUGAUAAUUAUUGUAAAUCAUUGCUUGCAAUUUGUGGAAUUGGGAAAUCACUUGGAGAAGCAAUAUUCUAGUAGUUUAUUUGCCACCCAUGUAGGUGAUAAUUUUAAUAGACUUAGAGGAACGUAUAUUCAAUUGAGAAAUGAGGCAGGUAAUUUUCUUUUGGAAGAGCUAUUUAUCGACUUAGAUCAGCACUUUGAGAAAUUGCUCAACUCCCAGUGGUUGACCAGUUUGGAUUCUUUGGAAACAAUUUACGCCACAUUAGAAGACUAUUUUCAAGAUUAUAAUAGACUCGCUGAAGCCAAUUAUAAUUUCAUAGCCGAACAGGCUAGAUAUACCGUAGCAAAGAGAUAUUUGACCGCCAUGUUAUCAAGAAGGGUAUCUUUUAAAACGUUUGAAGAUUGCACGAAAGCUGCUGGCAAAAUCGAGAAAGAAGUGGACCGAUUAACUAAUUUAUUCUCUAACUUAUGCAGAAAUACAGAAAUGAAGGAUGAUGAUGAAUUUGAAGCAAUCGUCAUGUUGUCAGAGGUGAUCAAAAGCGAUGAUGAUAUGAUUUCCUUUGAAUUGCACAGAGUGCUGGAAAAAUACCCAGACAUCACAGAGGACCAACUGCUAAGGCUGCUAAAUUUAAGAGGUGAUUUGUCUCGAUCAGAUAUUAAAGAGAAAGUCGCUAAUGUUGAUAGACCGAAGGUUUCACAUAGAAGUAGCAUAUUCAAGUCCUUAGUGUUUCCUAAAAAUGUCAUGAAUUUAACUUUUUAAUGGAUUGCAAUUGUGUUUAUAUCCUCAAAGUUGAUUAUAGUUUGGUUUUAAAUGUCGCUACGCUAAUCAUUAUGUUGAAAGUAUGUAGGUAUAACAAACAUAAUUUUCAACUUAAUACAUAUUUUCGUCGCUUCUUAUAUGUAAACACAUGAAUAUAUUUAUCUGUUGA
Dendroctonus ponderosae (mountain pine beetle) is the source of this 2652-nucleotide messenger RNA. It is a transcript of the gene Sec6, whose product is annotated as exocyst complex component 3. Lineage: Eukaryota; Metazoa; Arthropoda; Insecta; Coleoptera; Curculionidae. Gene Ontology annotation, biological process: exocytosis; exocyst localization. The record is from RefSeq and is a predicted model, not a curated record. Gene Ontology annotation, cellular component: exocyst. Gene Ontology annotation, molecular function: SNARE binding.